AUGCUUAGGAUUCUCUCCUGAUCCAAAUUAGGCAUGUCUCCCAAAGGGAAAGAAUGAGAAUAUUUAAGAUAUAUAUUUAAAAUUGCAACACAGGUCCACUCAGACCCAUGUCAAGUUUAACUCCUUCGGAGUCAGAGAACUUGUUCAAAAACCCUAGCUUAAAGAUUGUGUGAGAAGAGGCACACGCCCUGCAUUUCUUCGGCACACCCACAGAUCACUUCAGGACGAGAGGCAGAAGGAUCAAGUCAAAGAAGGACACCAGACUACCUGAGAGAUAAGUGAAGACUUGAAGAUGGACGUUCAGAAGGGAAUAGAAGCUAUGGAUCCUGCAUCUAUCAAACAAUUACAAUUGGUGGAGAUUGAAGGAGUUCCUUUGCUUGAGACCAUAGUGGAGCAAUGGGAUGCUAUAUGGGGCUUUAAGGCUCGGCCCGAUGACCUUCUCAUUUGCACAUAUCCCAAAGCUGGGACAACGUGGAUGCAAGAAAUAGUAGACAUGAUCCACCAGGGAGGAGACCCUCAGAAAUGUGCUCGGGCUCCCAUCUAUGAACGGAUGCCAUUCAUAGAGAUGUGCCCCCCCAAACCCAUCCGCACAGGUUUUGAAGAAGCAGAGGCAAUGGCCUCCCCACGCACACUCAAAAGCCACAUGCCAGUUCAUCUCCUACCCCCUUCCUUCUGGGAACAGAAUUGCAAGAUCAUUUACGUGGCCAGAAACAUCAAGGACAACGCAGUUUCCUAUUUCCACUUCCAUCGUGUUAGCAAACUGAUGCCAGAUUCUGGAAACUGGGAUGAGUUUCUGGAGAAAUUUAUUGCUGGAAAGAUUGCCUGGGGCUCCUGGUUUGAUCAUGUUCAAGGUUGGUGGGAAGCUAAAAAUCGUCACCCAAUUCUAUAUAUCUUCUAUGAAGACAUAAAGAAGGAUCCAGCCCAAGAAAUUCAGAAGAUCGCUCAAUUCCUGGGAUCAGAGCUCUCAGGAGCAGUUGUGGAUGAGAUUGUGCAACAUACAACGUUUGAGAGCAUGAAGACAAACCCAAUGGCUAAUUACAGCACCAUACCUAGUUUCCUUUUAAACCAAGACAUCUCUCCAUUCAUGAGAAAAGACAAUUACCUUGUAUUCUAAAUCUGAGGAAAGAAAACAGGAGAUACCCUCAUAAUGGAAAAAGACAUCUGGCUAUCUCCUGUUCCUGAUGCUGUGCCUUGCCUCCCUCCCCUCUUCCCCUGUAAGGGGAAACAUCAAAAUUAUCUACAGUCAGAGUCUGAUCGGCUCCUACAGAGAGGACUACAUGGCAUAGAAAUUAAUUAAUUAAUUAAUUAAGGACCUCUUAGGAGUUAAGAACUGGACAUCUCUACUUAUGACCCUUAUUUUUGCUUGGCGCUUCUUCUC
Crotalus tigris (Tiger rattlesnake) is the source of this 1378-nucleotide messenger RNA. RefSeq names its product sulfotransferase 1C2-like. Bases 293 to 1114 code for a protein of 273 amino acids. Lineage: Eukaryota; Metazoa; Chordata; Lepidosauria; Squamata; Viperidae. The transcript has 8 exons. Gene Ontology annotation, cellular component: cytoplasm. Gene Ontology annotation, molecular function: sulfotransferase activity. The record is from RefSeq and is a predicted model, not a curated record. Gene Ontology annotation, biological process: sulfation.